UUCUGCUAUAUUCUAGAAUGUGACACCAUUGUUGUUUUCGAAUCACGAAGAUUGGCGUUUAGUGACAUUUUGUGAUAUUCACAAGAUAUUUAUUGAAAUAUAUCGUCAUUAGAGCUGCAUCCUAAUCCUGUCGUAAACCUUCGGAUAAGUGCAGCUUGUUUAAUUCUGAAACAUUGAACGGCGUUACCAAGGAAUUGAAUGAAGUCAACGACUUUGGGGAGUACGCCAGAUCUAAUUUGCUGAAGUCGCGGUUUCCUCGAAGCGGACCACACCCGAAAAUAGGCCUGUCAGACGCAACUGUUAUGAACAUGGUGAUCACGACCUUACAGGACCAACGCCAGGUAACCGAACAGCUAAGGCGUGAAGCUGCGAUCAAACGGAUCAUGGUCAGUAAAGCCAUCGAAGAUAUUAUGAUGUACAUCACGGAACACGAGCAAGAGGACUGUCUCUUAGUUGGCUUUUCGUCUCAGAAGUCCAAUCCCUUUAGGGAGAAGAGUUCCUGUACUGUGAUCUAGAACGAUCGGUCACUCCAGAGAUGGCAAGCUACCGUCACUGGAUUACUUCGAGUUUUAUUUAUCCUCCGCACCCCUUAAAAUAACAUUGAUGUCUUGCAUCGGCAGAUUUUUUUAAUUAAACGUCACCAGUCCCAGACUCAUGCAUUAAUUGCGAUCAAAGUGCAGAAUUAUUUUUGACAACUUUUUAUCGAAAGAUGACACUCGUUUCAAUUCAAGUUUCUAUUUACAGAGUGACCUGCUAAACUAAUCAAAAGACCAAUGACUAAGGUUCUUAAAAUAACUAAUUGAAUAUACAACUGCUUGUACGACAUAGUAUAUUGAUGAGUAUCAUAUUAAUAAGUAAAUCAUCCUCUAAAUAGAAGAUUAUAUUUUGAAGUUAUUGAGGUCUUUGGUACAGAAAUUUAUUCUGUAAAUUCAUGUAUUUUGUAUAUUAGUAAUUAAAACAUAUUUGUGAUCAUUGGGCCUAAAUCUUUAAAUGAUGAAUUUUUAAAAUGUGUCAUCUAAUUUUAUACCAAGUUUCAAGGUGUAAAUCUACUGCCAGAUUAAUAUUGCGCAGGGCACUACCUUAUUACAGUAACCUGUAGGUUUUAAUGUAUCCAAUCUCUGUCGGACCCUAUUUUUCACGAUUGAAAAUUAUAUUUUUGUGGAUCAACAAUCAAUGAAGUAUUAAAAAAAAGAUAUAAUAUACAUAUUGUAAGUGAAAUCAGUGUAACAGAUUAGAUAUAUAUGGUCUAAGUAAACAUUAUGAAACAAUAAGCAUA
Messenger RNA from Orussus abietinus, 1276 nucleotides. It is a transcript of the gene Ggamma1, whose product is annotated as guanine nucleotide-binding protein subunit gamma-1. Gene Ontology annotation, molecular function: G-protein beta-subunit binding. Bases 303 to 515 code for a protein of 70 amino acids. NCBI's taxonomy places the organism in Eukaryota, Metazoa, Arthropoda, Insecta, Hymenoptera, Orussidae. The record is from RefSeq and is a predicted model, not a curated record. The transcript is spliced from 2 exons. Gene Ontology annotation, cellular component: heterotrimeric G-protein complex. Gene Ontology annotation, biological process: G protein-coupled receptor signaling pathway.